Fusarium vanettenii 77-13-4 is the source of this 717-nucleotide messenger RNA. RefSeq lists its product as uncharacterized. Gene Ontology annotation, molecular function: protein-macromolecule adaptor activity. The transcript is spliced from 2 exons. The record is from RefSeq and is a predicted model, not a curated record. The coding region runs from base 91 to 603 and encodes 170 amino acids. Gene Ontology annotation, cellular component: membrane; endoplasmic reticulum. NCBI's taxonomy places the organism in Eukaryota, Fungi, Ascomycota, Sordariomycetes, Hypocreales, Nectriaceae.
CCUACACUUUCAAAGACAUCAGCGCGAUCUGUGGCCAAUUCUGACCGCACAAUUGCAAUUGUUGAGUAUUUUGCAUUCUAUUUAGUGGCAAUGGAUCUUCUCAAGUCUAUUCUUCCCGAGGCAAAGGGCAUUCUGCCCUAUCACAUGCUUAUCCUCUCUAUCAUUUCCAUUGGCAACUCGCUGCAGACGUAUGCGACCCUACACUUCUCCCGCCGAGUCUACAACGGUCGAUUCAUCCGAAACGCGAAGCUGCCACCGAAGACGGCCACGUUCGAGCCCGAGGACUCAGUCAACAAGCUGGUGUCAGCCCAGAAUGACCCCAAAGCCACUGACCAAAUGACCCCUCUUGCGGGCAGGCUGUUUGGUACCUGGACCCUCAUCACCUGCAUCGUGAGAUGCUACGCGGCCUACAACCUGCACAUUGGCCCCGUCUACACCAUUGCGUACUGGACCUACGUGGUUGCGCUGGGACACUUUGCUAGCGAGCUCUUCGUCUUCAAGAGCAUGACCUUUGGUCUGCCCCAGAUCUUCCCCUUUACUCUGGCUUCUCUCUCCUUGAUCUGGAUGCCUCUUGUUCGUGACCAUUAUGUUACGCUCAACUAGAUGCGACAAUGGGUAUAGACAAGAUCUAUAUAUAGGGUAAAUAUGAUGGUUGCCCCUAAAAAGGUUACACCAUACGGUCUAUAGACAAAAUAGAGAGCGAAAUUGUUUGGGAUU